Molecule: messenger RNA, 642 nt
Organism: Macrobrachium nipponense
Lineage: Eukaryota; Metazoa; Arthropoda; Malacostraca; Decapoda; Palaemonidae
Product: pro-resilin-like
Exons: 3
Coding region: 51-539 (162 amino acids)
Cellular component (GO): extracellular matrix
Source: RefSeq, a predicted model, not a curated record
GGUGAGCCACUGCCGGGAUAAGGCAGUUCGCUCCGAGUUCCCGAAUCACGAUGAACGCUAAGGUCUUCUUCCUUCUGGGUCUGGUGGCUGUCGCAGCCGGUGACAAGCGCCCUCCUGCAUACUCCUACAAUGCCCCGGCCUCCUUCGAAGGCUCCGACGAGUCCACCGAAGCCAAGUACGACUUCAACUGGGCCGUGAAGGACGAGUACUCCGGCAACGACUUCGGCCACCAGGAGUCCCGCGACGGCGACAACACCCAGGGAUCCUACUACGUCCAGCUCCCCGACGGCCGCCUGCAGAAGGUGACCUACUUCGUCGACGGUGACUCCGGCUACGUGGCUGAGGUGUCCUACGAGGGAGAGGCUCGCUACCCAGACUCAGUCGAGUCCAGGGAAUACUCAGCCCCAAGACCUACUUACUCAGCACCCAGACCCACUUACUCAGCCCCCAGACCCACUUACUCAGCCCCUGAUUCCGAGGAAUCCGUGGAGGUGCCUGUCUACAGCCCACCAAGACGUACCUAUGGGUUCCCUCAGUAAUAAAUCUUCGCCUGUGAUACUCUGCAACAAUCUUUCUACUCGUAUUUAAUUUUUCGCUAUGUAAAGAUUGUAUUUAUGGAAUAAUAAAAGGACUGAAGCAUAA